Messenger RNA from Plasmopara halstedii, 759 nucleotides. Its product is annotated as af404749_1syntaxin 6. Gene Ontology annotation, cellular component: membrane. The transcript has 8 exons. Gene Ontology annotation, biological process: Golgi vesicle transport. The record is from RefSeq and is a predicted model, not a curated record. NCBI's taxonomy places the organism in Eukaryota, Oomycota, Peronosporomycetes, Peronosporales, Peronosporaceae. Bases 1 to 759 code for a protein of 252 amino acids.
AUGAAGAAGAUGCCUUCUCUGGCGGCGGCCAGCGGCGACCCGUUUUACGUUUUUAGAGAUGAAUUAGAGAACAAGGUGUUGGCCGUACGUCAGAAAUAUGCUCAGUGGCGGACUAUACUAGAAGCCACGGACUCGCCGGCCACUAAGAAUCUGCCGGCAUUAACACAUCAGAUCGAGGGAGCUGUGACAACUGCAGAAAAGUCAGUCAAGUUUUUAGAGGAGACUAUCGUUAUGGUGGAGGCGAAUCGAGCGAAGUUUGAGCACAUUGACGCAGCAGAAAUCGCAAGUCGGAAAGCUUUUGUGGCAGCCACAAGAAAGGAGUUGCGAGCUGUUUCGACCGAAAUCUCGGCCGAGGCGGUUAAAAGUCGAAUUCGACAAGAGGAACGCAAGUUGAUGCAGAAAUCGACGACGUCCUUAAGGUCAAACCUCUCCGAGCAUAACAGAAAUAAACGAUUUUUGAAGGAAGAAACUCAGCGGCAACAACAAGUUAUGCAGGAACAAGAUCAAAGUUUAGAAGGACUUCACACAGAUAUUACGCGCUUGCAUAAUGUCACAGUCGAGAUUUCAAGUGAAGUUCAACAGCAGAAUAAGAUGCUAGACGAAUUAACAAAUGAUGUGGAUGAAGCUCAAGAACGAAUGAAUUUUGUCAUGGGGAGCUUAAGCAAAUUUCUCAAGACGAAAGACACAUGCCAACUUGGACUUAUUCUCUUCUUAAUGGCGGUUUUGGUCAUUAUGGUAUUCUUAGUAGUGUACACUUAA